AUGCAUCUGCCCGUGCAUCUCGUUCGCCCAAGCCAGAGCCUUGCGUCAAACGGCCAACCUGCGCGCACAUUUGACAAUCGACAUCUCACAUUCGACACCGCCAAGCACGACUCUUUACACUUUGACGCACGCAGAGUCGCUCAUCUCUCAAGUCUCACAAUUGCGCUUGCUUGGUUUGGCUUCGCGACAACUUCCUCUACCUUUCCGAGCAGUGCCGUUACGGAACCACACCAAUCCAGAAAGCGACGACUCGACAUGGCCAGAUUUAGUCCUAGACCUUGGUCGGCGCCGUUGCUUGCCUUGCUCGCGCUGGUCGCUCCAUGCGUUGCCGACGAGACGGCACAUGGCGAGCCUCACAGAUUGGCCGCGACCCCAACAGUGACGGCGGCUCCCAUCUAUCUGCCGUACUAUGACGAGCGCGCGUGGUCGCUGGUCCGAGGGAGCAUCAUUUCAACGGAUCCCUCCGCCAGCAGAACAACGUUUACCAUUUUCUGCCCUACGGAAACGCCCCUCGCAUGCGACUUGUCUCUCGAAUUCCCCUUUGUCAUUGUGGAGGGGCCCGGUACGCUCGAGUUCCAUGGAACGGUGACCUCGACAUAUAUUGCCGACGUGGAGUGCGACUUGAAGGGCACAACGGCUGCAACGUGCUCGGGUUACUCGAGCUACAGAUCCGGUUACACGAACGCCCACCACACUGGGCCAACACAGGUUUCAUGGACGACCACCUUUACUGGAUCAGAGGUGCGGUGGGGUACCUUGACGAUGGCCGAACCCCCUGGGGCAACUGACGAUGACUUUGACCCUGCCGGAACCAUGACCACGCCCUCGGCUCCCUCUGGGAUGAUGUACGAGCCGUCGCCGACGUCACUAGGAUCGAAUCUGCGCGUUUCCGGAUCACGGUCGCUUUAUGGGCUCGUGACAGGCAUUAUGGCCGUAUACCUGGCGUUAUAG
Trichoderma aggressivum f. europaeum is the source of this 951-nucleotide messenger RNA. RefSeq lists its product as uncharacterized. Bases 1 to 951 code for a protein of 316 amino acids. The transcript has 4 exons. The record is from RefSeq and is a predicted model, not a curated record. NCBI's taxonomy places the organism in Eukaryota, Fungi, Ascomycota, Sordariomycetes, Hypocreales, Hypocreaceae.